Molecule: messenger RNA, 4849 nt
Organism: Haliaeetus leucocephalus (bald eagle)
Lineage: Eukaryota; Metazoa; Chordata; Aves; Accipitriformes; Accipitridae
Gene: TRAF5
Product: TNF receptor-associated factor 5
Exons: 10
Coding region: 150-1823 (557 amino acids)
Biological process (GO): regulation of apoptotic process; positive regulation of canonical NF-kappaB signal transduction; tumor necrosis factor-mediated signaling pathway
Cellular component (GO): plasma membrane signaling receptor complex
Molecular function (GO): thioesterase binding; tumor necrosis factor receptor binding; zinc ion binding
Source: RefSeq, a predicted model, not a curated record
UGCAUUUACCUCCGAAAUCUGUCGCAUCCUGCUGCAGAUGACAACCCUCCCGUGAGCGGCAGCCUGCUGCAAGUGGUAGCCAAGGCAGUGUGGCUGCCAGUGAAUAUUUGAAAGGAAUCCCCCUGUGUCUGGUUCCCAGCGCAGCUCCCAUGGCCUGUGACGAACCUGCUGCUCUCUCGGGCAUCUUCACGCGCCAGAACUCUGCCAGCGCCAUCUCUCUGGACUUUGAGCCUGAUGCCGACUACAAGUUUGUUGAAACCUUAGAAGACAGGUACAAGUGCGCCUACUGCCACCUCGUCCUUCGCAAUCCCCACCAGACGGGAUGCGGGCACCGAUUUUGCCAACAGUGCAUUCUUUCUCUGAGAGAGUUGAAUGCAGUACCCACUUGUCCUGUCGACAAAGAAACAAUAAAAAUGCACGAGGUAUUCAAAGACAACUGCUGUAAAAGAGAAGUUCUCAACUUGCAUGUGUUCUGCAAAAACAUUCCUGACUGCAAUUCAAAAAUAAUUCUGGGACGAUAUCAGGAGCACCUUCAGCAGUGUUUGUUUGAAAGCGUGCAAUGCACCAACGAUGGAUGUUGUGAUCAAAUUCUUCGGAAAGACUUGAAAGAGCAUUUGAGCCGGCACUGUAAAUUUCGAGAAGAAAUGUGUCAGUACUGUAAUAAAUAUGUGGUGUUAAUUAACAUAAAGAAUCAUGAGAAAAAUGACUGUCCUGAUUAUCCUGUGCCUUGUCUCCAAAACUGUUCACAAAUAAUUCUGAAAAAGGAGAUUGAAAAGCACCACGCGGUGUGCCCUGAGGCAGAAGUGGACUGCCCAUAUAAGCAGUAUGGCUGUCUUGUAAAGGUUAAAAGAGGGAAACUUGCCGAACAUGAAAAUGGUGCCCUGAGGGAACACAUGCUGCAGAUUUUAGACAAGAACUCCCAGUUGGAAGAACAGAUAUCUGACCUGUAUAAGAGCCUGGAAUGUAAAGAGAUUAAAAUCCAGCAGCUAGCAGAGGCCAUUAAAAAGUGUGAGAAAGAAUUCAGACAGUUUACACAACUGUUUGGUAAAAAUAGCAACUUGAUGGUAAGCACACAGGCUCUGGCCAGUCACCUGGAUAAGUCUGCGCGCCUGGAAUCGCAAGUGAAACAGCUAAUACAGAUGGCAAACCAGCAACAAAGCAAAUUAGACUUGCGACCCCUGUUUGACACAAUUGAACAUGUAAAACAGAAGAUUGCCCUGAUGGAGACAUACGAUCAGCGCUUGGUUGUUUUGGAAGAUCAGUCCAGCAAACACGAUCGCCAGAUCAAUAUUCACAAAGCACAGCUUAAUAAAAAUGAAGAACGGUUUAAGCUUUUGGAAGGCACAUGCUACAAUGGGAAAUUAAUCUGGAAAAUCACGGACUACAAGAUGAAGAAAAAAGAAGCAGUGGAAGGCCGUGUCCUCUCCAUAUUCAGCCAGCCCUUUUACACCAGCCGUUGUGGGUACAGGUUAUGUGCAAGAGCCUACCUGAAUGGGGAUGGCUCGGGAAAGGGAACACACGUCUCCCUCUACUUCGUGGUGAUGAGAGGGGAGUUUGACUCGCUGCUACUGUGGCCUUUCAAGCAAAAAGUUACACUUAUGCUUUUGGACCAAAGUGGGAAAAAAAAUCACAUCGUGGAAGUCUUUAGAGCUGACCCCAACAGCAGCAGUUUCAAAAGGCCGGAUGGAGAAAUGAAUAUUGCCUCUGGAUGUCCACGCUUCGUGCCACACACGGUCCUGGAGAACACAAAGAACACCUACAUCAGAGAUGACACUCUGUUUUUGAAAGUGGUUGUGGAUUUAACCGAUCUGGAGGAAUUGUGAAAAGCGUGCCCGAUCCAUGUGACUGCUUUAAACAUUUCGAAAUGCUUUUUUGGAGACUACUAGCCAUGCAAUAGUGAAUUGCCACUAGUCGAGCUACUGAUAAUGUUUCGAGGCUUUUGGACUGCAUAACAGAUAAUGAAUUGCCAAAGCAUCAGCCUUUCCUUUUUUAACCUUUUUUUCAAGACUGCGUUUUUAAGGCAGCUAGAAGUCCAGUUUGAUGCGAACAUGCAUUCGAUCCAGACUUGGCUCAGUCCAGGCUGGGGGGAAUGCUUGUGUCCCAUCACCAGACUAGUGUUUGGAGACAAAACUCCUCCAGUAAGCCCCCUGGAGCCCAAGCAGGCCUGUGGGCUCCCAUCCCUCACACAGAACUGAAGCCAUGCCCAAGUGUGCAAGUGCAUUUCACUUGUCUGAAAUGGAAGCAUUUCAACAUUAGCACAUUUGAAUCAAUGUAUCUUGAUCCCUCCAUCUCCUGGAUUUUUGAAGUGGAGAGAAUGGCUUCAAUCAGGCAGGGAAAACAUUUGCCUGGGAUCUUGCAUCUUUUUUGUUUGUUUGUUUGUUUGUUUUAAUUGGUUUUUUUCCAGAAAGCCCAGAGGAAGAUGCCAAUGCCUCUUACUUUUCUAGCCUGGUAUUUCAGCUGUAUAGAGUACCCCCAGGUCACAAUAGCUUUGUUAUGUCCUUUCCGUUCCUGCCUAGUGCCUUGGGACUGAUUUCCAUUGAUGGUAAACAUCCACAGUCCCCAUCUGAAGCCAAAAGAAGCUGCAGGCACUUCUCACUUCUCAGGACAUGGCCAGAAGCAGGGUACUCUUGGCUGCACUGCUGGAAGAAGGGGUGCAAAACUCCUGUACUUGUGCUCCCACACCUGCACAAAAGAGAUGUUUUCUGGCCUACCAGCUCUACAAAAGACAGGAAGAGCUUUGGAUAUCUGCUUGGGAAAAGGUCCACGUAACAUGCACUGUUCCCCUCUGCUAGAAAUUUGGAUGUUUGGGAAAGAAGGAGGAAAAUGGGUUAGGGAGUGAGGUUGCUGUAAGAACCCAAUUCUCACAGGUAGUGCAGCUCUAGUGUUUGUUAAAGAGCGAGACAGCCACUAAGUAAUAAUGAAGUGCGUCUGAAUAUCUUAAUUUUUAUCGCAAGUUCCUUCCAUACUGCAAGGGAACAUGUGCAUUGUGCGGGGUUUAUUGGAGAUGCACUAAAACCACCAAGAUCAGGCACUGAGGAACAAGUGACAAAGAAUACACGUGCCUUUUAAAGCCUUUUGGGUGCCUGUAAGAGGGAUGUAAUUUUGCACACCUGGUCAUUUUAUUACAAGUGACAGAAUUUUGUGUGUCUCUCAUCUCUCACAGAUCAGGUAGUGAAACAUCGCAACGUUAUCCAUUGCUCCUGCAGUCCACUGGCAGAGCAAACCCAGAGCUUGUCAAGAGACAGCAAGAAACCAAGCUGGGUUUAGACUAAGAGUAAACUAGGCAGGAUAAAAAUCAAAAUGGGGCACAGACUGCAAGGUAUAAGGUAGAAAAUUCAAGAGGGCAAAUGUGGCAAAAUCAAAAAUGCCCUUUCUGUGUGGGAUGUUGAGAUCAACUGAAAUAAUACAAUUUGGGAUUGAUACAAAGACAAAGGCAGAAUACUGUAUUUUAUAUCUGCAAUCUCAUUGCUAGGCACUUAUUUUCCCACAGGGUUUCUAGGACAUAAUUCAGACACAAAUAUUUUCAAAUUCAGGGACAAGAGGGAAGAGACCUUAAUUAUUGGUACCUUAUGGUGACUUAGCACAUCUGAAAUGUUCAUUUUGAUUUAGAUGUCCUUUUUGUUGUAAGAUGUCAGGGCGUACUGGCCCACUGUAGGGGCUUUCCGUGUUCCCAGGGACAGAUGGUGGAGAAUGGAUUUUAUUCUCUUGUAUGGCCAUGACUGACUUUAAGACUCAUUUAAGUCUCAUUUUGGCUGUACAACAGAGACAAUUAGGCCUCAUGUCCCUAACGCUUCAUUACAGAAGGAGCAAGCUUGGUUUGAAAAUGGUGUGGCAUUCUAGGACAUCAAUCCUGAGCCUCGGACGUGGACUUCAUGUCAAUUAUUACUUUAAUAUUUGUCAUGUAACUUUCAAAAUGGCACAACUUGCAUAAUAACCACUAAUAACUGAUGGAAACAUACCACUCAUGUUUCCUGGAACUCUCCAGUAUGUUGAGUGUGAAAUACAGAAAGCGAUGAAGAACUUGGAGAAUCAAGGGAGGCAAGAGGGAAAGGAUGCGGUCUGUAUCCUGUCAAAUUCCCAGCCCUCUCCGCCUCCACCACCCCAAGGUAAAAUGGGGAUAAUAAUACUUGCAGAAGUGUUAGGACUAUUUAAGUGUUUGUGAAGAAUUUUGAGCAUGAGAAGAGCUAAGUAUUAUUAAAACUCCAUUUCUAAUUGUUCGAGUAGGUGAUGGAGCAGUGACGUGGAUAAGUGUUUAGUGUGUUCCUGGACAGAUUUUGAAAGCAUGUUCAGUUUUACCCAAUCCAUACUGCAAUCUCUCCUCUACUUACCAGUUGGGUUUAGGUUUUUGCCACGAAUAUUCCUUUUAACAUUUUGAAGCACAAAUGAUUCAUCCUGGGUAAUGGAAACAUCCCUUUUGAAAUACUGCCUGUUUUAUAAAGAAUUAGUUGAGAAAAUUUUUUUAAAGACAACCUUCUUUAAAUUUGUUCUUUUUAUUACAACAAUUGAGAGAUUUAUGUUAAAAUUCUCAGUGAUUUUUACUACUUGUAAACAGGAUUUUAAAUUUCAUCCCAUUCCUAAUAAAGAAAAAAAUGUUGUAUCGCAUGAAUUGUUGGGAAGAAUUUUGAUGUUGCAUGAAAAACACCAAAAAACUUUUCAAUAAUAUUGUACUGGGUAAGUAACCAAAAAAGUGUAGGGUAUUUCUACAUCAGCAUACAGUAUGUUUUUAAUGUAUUUAUUGACAGUUUGUAGUUGUUUGAAUAUCUCUUACUACAGGCAUUUUUCUAGCCAAAUGUCAUCACUGUAUACGUAAAUUAAUGUAAGAAUAAAAAAUUUUAUCAUCCUUCUGGAA